GGGGCGGGCCGGGGGCGGGGCCUCGCGCGGGGUCUGGGCCGGUCUUCCAGUCGGGCCGGCACUCGGGCUACGGACACCCUUGGUCGCCUCCGUCUCGUCCUCCGCCGCCUCCGAGGGCCGUCACGAUGAAUCCGGACCUGCGCCGGGAGCGGGCCGCCGCCAGUUUCAACCCCGAUCUGCUCACGCACAUCCUGGACGGCGGUGCGCAGAACACCCGGCGCCGCCGAGAGAUCGAGAACCUGACUCUGAACGACCCCGACUUCCAGCACGAGGACUUGAACUUCCUCACCCGCAGCCAGCGGUUCGAGGUGGCUGUCAAGAAGAGUGCCACCCUGGUGAAGAAGAUCAGGGAGUUCGGCAUCUCAGACCCCGAGGAGAUCCUGUGGUUUAAAAACGUCCAUAAGAUCAAUUUUGUGGAACCCGUGUCCCUCCAUUUCUCCAUGUUUAUUCCCACCUUGCUGAAUCAGGCCACCAGUGCUCAGCAGGAGAAAUGGCUGGAUCCUGCCCGAGGAUUCGAGAUAAUUGGCACCUACGCCCAGACGGAGCUGGGCCACGGAACUCAUCUUCGAGGCUUGGAAACCACAGCCACGUACGACCCUGAAACCCAGGAGUUUAUCCUCAAUAGUCCGACUGUGACCUCCAUCAAGUGGUGGCCUGGUGGACUCGGCAAGACUUCGAAUCAUGCGAUAGUGCUGGCCCAGCUGUACACCAAGGGGAAGUGCUAUGGGUUGCACGCCUUCAUUGUACCCAUUCGAGAAAUCGGAACCCACAAGCCUCUGCCAGGCAUCACCGUUGGCGACAUUGGCCCCAAAUUUGGCUAUGACGAGAUGGAUAAUGGCUACCUGAAGAUGGACCAUUACCGAAUCCCCAGGGAAAACAUGCUGAUGAAGUAUGCCCAGGUGAAGCCCGAUGGCACCUACGUGAAGCCCGUGAGCAACAAGCUGACCUACGGGACCAUGGUGUUUGUGAGGUCCUUCCUCGUGGGGGAGUCGGCGCGCUCUCUGGCCAAGGCGUGCACCAUCGCCAUCCGCUACAGCGCCGUGCGGCACCAGUCUGAAAUCAAGCCCGGUGAACCGGAGCCACAGAUUCUGGAUUUCCAGACCCAGCAGUACAAACUCUUCCCACUGCUGGCCACCGCCUACGCCUUCCACUUCGUAGGCGCGUACAUGAAGGAGACCUACCAACGGAUCAACGAAGACAUCGGCCACGGGGACCUGAGCGAGCUGCCCGAGCUUCACGCGCUCACCGCCGGGCUGAAGGCCUUCACCAGCUGGACCACGAACGCCGCCAUCGAGGCCUGUCGGAUGGCUUGCGGCGGGCACGGCUACUCGCACUGCAGCGGGCUCCCCAACAUUUACGUCACCUUCACCCCGUCCUGCACCUUCGAGGGGGAGAACACCGUCAUGAUGCUGCAGACGGCCAGGUUCCUGAUGAAAAGCUACAAGCAGGUGCAGUCGGGGAAGCUGGUGUGCGGCACGGUGUCCUACCUGAACGACCUGCCCAGCCAGCGCAUCCAGCCACAGCAGGUGGCGGUCUGGCCAGCCUCGGUGGACAUCAGCAGCCCCGACGGCCUCACGGAGGCGUACAAGCUCCGUGCGGCCAGGUUAGUGGAAAUUGCUGCGAAAAACCUUCAGACUGAAGUGAGUCGCAGAGAAAGCAAGGAAGUGGCCUGGAACCUGACCUCCAUCGACCUCGUGCGAGCAAGUGAGGCCCAUUGCCAGUACGUGGUAGUUAAACUCUUUGCAGAGCAGCUCCUCAAAAUCCAAGAUAAAUCCCUCCAGACUGUCUUAAGGAAUUUGUGUCUCUUGUAUUCGCUGUAUGGAAUCAGCCAGAAAGCAGGCGAUUUUCUUCAGGGGAGCAUCCUGACGGACGCUCAGAUCACCCAGGUGCACCAGCGCAUCAGGGAGCUGCUGACCGUCAUCCGCCCGGAUGCUGUUGCUUUGGUCGAUGCGUUUGAUUUCCAGGACGUGUCGCUGGGCUCCGUGCUCGGCCGCUAUGACGGGAAUGUGUAUGAGAACUUGUUCGAGUGGGCCAAGUCCUCCCCGCUGAACAAAACAGAGGUCCACGAGUCCUACUACAAGUACCUGAAGCCGCUGCAGUCCAAGCUGUGAGGAGAUGGCUCCGCUCCGGGGAGCAGCCGCAUCCCCCUCUCGCCCACCCGUCACACGGAUCUGCACAGGAUCUGUAUCGAAUCAGAACUGUCGGGCAGAUGAUUAAUUGGCCCUUUUCCUCUUUAUAAAUGAAGAAAAAAAAAUGAACAGUUUUUGGAGAUUAAAUGAAAAAAAUGAAUGUGUUUUAAGUGCAAUUACCAUUGAAAGAGGCCUGUUAAGCAUUCAGAAAAAAACUGAAAAGAAGUCUAGUGUGUCUUCCCCUUGCUACCCUGCUGGUCCCAGCGGGCCAUAACUUUUGAUAAUUCGUAGAUUUUAACUACUAAGUAGUUAAUGUUUUCACAUAUUAAUUGCUAAUCACUGGAUAUAUGUGUUUUUAAGCAAAGGUAUUUUUGAAGUGGGGUAGAACCCUUCUAAGCUUUCUGCUGAGUACGCUACUGCUCCCACACGGGCCCUGGCUCAGAAGCAGGACUGAAGAAAACGGACUCGGGGAAAUAAACUAAUCAGGAAAGUGGGCGUGCAUGAUUUGUGCUUGACACACUGCCUGCCUGUUUGCCCCUGGUCCCGGACGUAGGGUUUCCGUUUGUUCACAGUAGCUUUUCUCCAGCACGAGGAUUUCUUCAGCGAGAUCACCGUCCUGUGUGAUCACGGGUAUUAAUCUUCCACCUGAAGGAUCCUUCAAUUGUCACUGUAGUAGUAGUGGUAACACUGCAACUCCCUUCGUCCCCAGCUUCUUGGGGAGAUGUAGGCAGCAAAGUUAGGAAAACACAGGACGUCCCACAACCGAUGGGGCUUCAGUCCGUGGUGUUUGAUCCCCCCUCCCUCUACCUUAUCCUCCUGAAAGGGGCUCUGACGAAAGGAGGCCGGAGUCAGGACUCCUCCCGGGGAGGGGACGUGCAGGGGGGCUCGCAGGUGCACUCGCUGUGACUAGUGUCCCUAUUGAUGGCCCGGGACAACCCAGACUGCACGUCAGAGUUCUGUCAUUUUGGCCCAAACCGUUAAAGUGCUUGGAGGUGACAGGGCCCGGCAUGACGAGAGUAGGAGACACACUCAGGUUACUCACACCCAGGGGCAGCGCAGGAAGAUCGCUUGCAAACCACGCGUUUUGAAUUUUGGAUCGGAAAAUACAGUUGAAACUGUAAACGGAAGUUCCGUAGCCUCUACUAUAUACCUGGCUUUAUUUUCAGUAUGUUUCUGGGAGCUUUAUCUGAAUUGCUGAACUGUCCCUUCGGCUGAAAUCUAGUGUACACAAUCAUCCUGUAUUUAAAGGGUAAACGUGCCUCUUCACGAAGUUCAUUCUUAAAAUCAGUGUAAAACAGCACGUCCUUGAUUUCUUUUUCAACCUGUUACCUGCACCUGUGGCAUCUGCCUCAGGAAGCGCGCUGUUCUGGAGUCAGUCUCGUGAGCACAGUGUCCUUCGGCGGAAAUGCACUUCCUAUCUGGGGACCUGACAUACGAUCUGUCCCAUGGAACUGGUACCAGGAGGAUUCAAGUCCAGCAGAAAUACUCUCUGUUGACACAAGCCUUAAUCUUUCCACCAGAAGAAUAAAUUGAUAAUCGUGUUAAGAUUGAAGUAAAACACUGUGUUAACCUCAUUGGGGUAUAUAUCUUAAUGGUAGUUCAGGUUCUGGGAAAUAGUACAUUUAAAUUGCUUAACAUUGAUCUGUUAAAUGUAGAACUGUUUCAAAAUUAGUCUUUAAAUACAGAUGAAUAUCUAAUCAGGAUCUGAGGGUGUUUGAAAUGACAUGAAUCUAAUAAACUAAAUUUGAGAUUUGA
This is a messenger RNA of Phyllostomus discolor (pale spear-nosed bat), 3884 nucleotides long. RefSeq names its product acyl-CoA oxidase 1 (gene ACOX1). Gene Ontology annotation, molecular function: fatty acid binding; FAD binding. Lineage: Eukaryota; Metazoa; Chordata; Mammalia; Chiroptera; Phyllostomidae. The transcript has 14 exons. Gene Ontology annotation, cellular component: peroxisome. The record is from RefSeq and is a predicted model, not a curated record. Gene Ontology annotation, biological process: very long-chain fatty acid metabolic process; fatty acid beta-oxidation using acyl-CoA oxidase; lipid homeostasis. Bases 126 to 2111 code for a protein of 661 amino acids.